CAUAUUAAACAAAGGAUAGAAGAGUCACAUUACGCAAAUUUUAAUCCACGAGCCACAGCGUCUAUUGGCAUUUUUUAUUUCCGUUUUUGCUGUUCUUCUCUUCGAGGCGGGAGAGUUUAUAUCUAUCGACUUUCUCUUAAAAUUAUAAAGAAAAUGGGGCAGUCCAAAACGAAGCUUAACAUUAUCAUCUGUGGGCUCGACAACAGCGGAAAAACCACGAUUGUCAAUCAGCUGAAGCCGCAGGAUCAGCGAACGGAGAAUAUCACCGCUACCGUUGGAUACAACAUGGAUAAGUUUUCCUUAGACAAAGUUAAAUUCACCGCCUUUGAUAUGGGUGGAGCGAGAAAAUUUCGAGCGCUAUGGGAGAGCUAUUAUAGUAGUGUGCAGGGUAUCGUCUUCGUGAUUGAUAGCAGCGAUGCACUUCGGUUGUGUGUGGUAAAAGAUGAGAUUAGUCAGAUGGUGGAGCACCCUGAAAUUGCAAACAAGAAGCUGCCGUUUUUGUUUUUUGCGAACAAAAUGGAUGUUAAGAAUUCUAAAGCCCCUGUGGAUCUCAUUCAAGCAUUAGAGCUUCAGGACCUUAUGACGAAUCAUUCCUUUAAUAUUUUUGCAUCGAAUGCGCUAACAGGGUCGGGAUUAACCGAGGGCAUCACGUGGCUGCAAGAUGUAAUGUUAAAGAGGAAUUCAAAGAAAAAAGAGGGUUCUUGA
Messenger RNA from Phytomonas sp. EM1, 705 nucleotides. Lineage: Eukaryota; Euglenozoa; Kinetoplastea; Trypanosomatida; Trypanosomatidae. The record is from the annotation of a GenBank genome assembly.